Molecule: messenger RNA, 3773 nt
Organism: Anolis sagrei ordinatus
Lineage: Eukaryota; Metazoa; Chordata; Lepidosauria; Squamata; Anolidae
Source: RefSeq, a predicted model, not a curated record
CCAGGAGAUCAAAGAAUGUGAUGUCACUUUAUAGAGAAACAGGUCAGGCAAGCCCAGGUAACUCAGGAAGGCAGGUUGCUAAUUAUUCACCGAAGAAAGUUAGGUGUAUGGUUACAUUGCUGCAGGAGGAAGUCAGGAGGUCAAACUUUCCCAGUAACUGACUCAACUGGUCACUGCCUGGAACCUGCCGAAAGAACCCUUUCUCCCUCCCUCCCUCUCUCUCUCUCUCUCACACACACACACUCCUAAUAUUGAAAAAAUGGGAGAGACUGAAAUGAACUUUCCAAAACCUCCUUUGCAAGGUAAAAAAAUGGCCUAUCACAAAGUCAGUGGAGAUCAGAGAUCACAAUACCUAGAGAAUGAUGACUUACAAGCCACUUCCCUUGAACUGGAAUGGGACAUGGAAAAGGAAUUGGAGGAACCUGGCUUUGACCAUUUCAGGAUGGAUGGGAGGGUCUGUGAGCCAGCAGAAGAAACUCAGAACACAGACAUUGACCUGGAGCCUAUUCAGCCAUCAGCAUCUCCAAAAGGGAGGUUCCAAAGAUUGCAGGAGGAUCCAGAUUAUGUGUCCCAUUAUGCAAGGACUCCACCAAAGAGUAAUCACUGCAACUUUUGCCGGAUAUUUAAGCCAUUUUUCACUGCUGUAAGUUUAUUUAUUUUGGGGAUUUUGAUAGGCUAUUAUGGACAUGCACAGUGUCCUCCUUCCCCUACAUUAUCAGAACCAAGUGACUCUCAUAUCAGUCAGGAGAUUAUUAAAGAAAUCAAAGCAGAAGAUAUUGAACAGAUUUUCAGAGAUUUGAUACAGUUGCAUGGAAAAGAAGACCGAGAUGUUGCAAUGAAGAUUCUGGUUCAGUGGACAUCCUUUGGCCUUGAAGAUGUCCAGCUUGUAAAUUACUCUGUCCUGCUUGACCUACCAAGCUCUUCUCCAAAUUCAGUGACUCUGAAUAGUACUGGUGAAUGCUUUUAUCCUACUGGACAGCCGUGUAACAAAGAGACCCCAAAGCUCCACAGUCAAGACCUUCUGUAUUCCUACGCUGCUUACUCUGCCAAAGGAACUCUGACGGAUGAGGUGUUGGAUGUACAGUAUGGGACAGUGGAAGAUUUGCUCAGGAUUCAACAUAUGACAAAUAUCUCUGGAAAAAUUGCACUUUUGAAGUUAGGACAUCUACCUUUGCUGUACAAGCUUUCUUUACUAGAAGAGGCAGGCUUUGGAGGGGUCCUCCUCUAUGUUGAUCCUUGUGAUUUACCAAAGUCUCAUAACCUGAGCAAUAAAGCAUUUAUGGUAUCCUUAAACAGUGGAGGGGACCCUUCAACACCUGGAUAUCCAAGUAUUGAUGGAAGCUAUCAACAGAACCGAACAAACCUCACUUCUCUAUUAGUCCAGCCUAUUUCUGUGAUGUUGGCCAGGAAGCUGCUUUCCUCCCCAGAGAAAGAUGGUGAAAAUGAAGCUUGCCAGCCUUUGGAAUUGCCUGCUUCAGAAAGAAAAAUCCUCACUUUGAAUGUUCAGUCUCUUCCGACAUAUAAGACAAUGUCCAAUGUUAUUGGAUAUUUAAAAGGAGCAAUACUUCCCGAUAGAUAUGUUAUAGCUGGCAGCCACCACAACAGCUUACCCAGUUACGGUAACCAGCAGUGGGCUCACAGCACCGCAGUGAUUACUGCAUUAAUCCAAGCUUUGAUGCGGAAAGUAAAGAAAGGCUGGAAACCAGAUCGGACCAUUAUUUUCUGCUCAUGGGGACAAACAGAAUUUGGCAAGAUUGGUUCCUAUGAAUGGGCCGAGGACCUCAAAAAUGUUCUCCAGAAGAAUGCAGUGGCCUAUAUAAGUCUGCAUGAUCCCUUAAGAGGCAAAGCAGUUGUACACUCUGUAGCAUCACCUUCACUUCAGCAGCUGGCAACUGAGGUUAGGAAGAGACAUAACUUCAGCUGUCUUGGGCAAGAGAAAUGCAUGGAAGCAAAUGUCAGUUCGGUACAAAUGCAAGGUGAUUCUGAUUAUUUCAUCAACCAUCUCGGGGUCCCGGCUCUGCAAUUUUCAUAUCAGGAUUUGACAGCAUUAGAGACAGCAAGCUUUCUCUCUGAAGCUCUUCUCCCAGUACAUCCAACUGUAUACAAGGAACAGGAUUUUUCCUUUAGCCUCCAUGAAUCCAUUGCCAAGAUGACAGGAGAAGCAAUUUUGCAAAUUGCAACCAGUCCCGUUUUGCCUUUUAAUGCCCUGGAUAUUGCACUAGAAGUUCAAAAGAGCCUUCAAGCAGGUAGCAAUCUAAAUUUUGACCAGUUGCUGACAGUGGCACAUGCUCUGAGGGAGAGUGCCCAGUUGUUCCAGUCAGAUGAAAUGCGCCCAGCUAAUGAUCCAAGGGAAAGAAUACCGACCCGUGUAAGGAUGCUGAAUGAUGUGUUACAGAAUCUUGAGAAAAACUUCAUAGUUCCACAGGUUCCUCCGGGAUUCUACAGAAACAUUCUUUACAGACUGGAUGAAAGGACGCACCAAUUUUCAGUACUGCUGGAGGCGGUGGAACACUGCAAGCUACAUCAGUCAAAUGAGUCUCUUCAAGCAGCCUUGUCAAAAGUGCUCAACACCUUAAAUUCAGCUCAGGUUUCUUUCAAAGCAGGACUCGAAGUCUUUGAGGCUGCCUUGGUGGGAAAUAAAUGAUGAAAUGCUGUCUCCUGCACAUUUACGUACACAUGUAUGUGUACGCAGCACACCCAAAUACUAUCGAGAACUUUGUUUACAUUUUGCAAAGGAAAUUUUUGAGUUGGACCAAAAAAUCUGCAAAGUUGUGAUCUUUCUUUUGUUUUUAACUUUUUGGGAGGGAAGGAGGAAGAGUUCCUGUUUCAAGGCACCUCAUUGUACACUUAAAUAUAAAACAGCCUUUUGUGCUGUUGACAGUUUAUCACAUACUUCUAUUUCUGAAUGUGUGAGAGGGAGAAAGUCUUACCAUUUGAUGGAUUUUGUUGUAUUUUUUAUCUACCAGCCUUGUUUAAAUAUGCCCUCAAAAAUAGUUUUUAACAUGAGUCAUCUGAUAAAGAUUAGCAUCUUAAAAUGUAGCCAGUACCUACAUUUUUAUGCUAAACUCAAACCUCUCCAUUGUUCUACCGUUUGAUAUGAAGAACAAGCGGUAACCUACUAUCCAUCUAUGCACAAAAGCCAACUAGACAUGAAGCUGAAUCUUUGUUCAUCAUGGGUGAUGGGACAGUGUCUUCUUUUACACCUGAAGACAGCAAUAUAUCUCAAGGACCACAAAAUACUGAAUGACACACAUGCUGAUGCCAUCACCCAUGAUCUGGUACCUGGAGGUAACUCCAUAAGGGCUGGUCCUACACACAGAGGUGGACUACACCACCUUCGAUAGCUCAUUUGGUUUCAAGGCACAAAAGGAAGAUGUAUCAUAGCCUGUCUCUUUCCAUUUCCACCACCCCACUUAUUUGCUUGCAUGGAAUUCUACGUACCAAGCUGUGUGAAAUUUUUGUCAACUAUAACAACAAGGAGGGUAACUCAAUACAAGACUGAUACAUAUUGUAUCCAAGUUGGUUUCCAAAAUUGCCCUUAUUGCACUAGAAUUACAUAUGUCCAGUUGUAUUUUGAUUUACCCUACAUCCCACCCCCUACCUGCUACCCUUUGAAAUAGAGGAUAUAAUUAUAAAUCUGAACAAAUGAUCAUCAAAGCUUUUUCUGUUUCUGACAUGAUUUACCAUGUGGCAUUACAGGUGAUUUAACAAUAAAAAUAAUCCAAAACUGUCUUGUCCAUGUAAGACUAAUGAAUCCAGGUUAUGAUAUUUUU